CCUCGUCUUACCCCCCCGUGUUUCUGUGAUGAACAUCUGCUCCCUCGUCUGCAAAGCCUUCACUAAAACGUCCACUCUCACAACGAUCUCUCAAUCUCUCUUCAAUCUCUCUCAACGCGCUCAAAGAAAGGGCCACUUCUUCGACACAAAGGUUCUGGAAAUAAGUAGCAGAGAUGAUUUCAGAGAAGCCCAGUUGGAUUAGACAUGAGGGAAUGCAAAUUUUCUCCAUUGACGUUCAACCUGGUGGACUUAGGCUUGCCACUGGUGGGGGUGAUCACAAGGUGCGGGUAUGGAAUAUGAAAUCCCUUGGCAGGGAUUUGGAUAAUGAAGAAUCAGCCCAGAGGCUACUUGCAACUCUCCGUGAUCACUUUGGUUCUGUGAAUUGUGUUAGGUGGGCUAAACAUGGUCGGUUUCUUGCAUCAGGAUCUGAUGACCAAGUGAUUCUAAUUCAUGAGAGAAAGCCUGGUUCAGGAACCACUGAGUUUGGCAGUGGAGAGCCACCUGACCUUGAAAAUUGGAAAGUUUCAAUGACUUUGAGAGGGCAUACUGCAGAUGUGGUGGAUCUUAAUUGGUCUCCAGAUGACUUGAUGUUGGCCAGUGGAAGUUUAGAUAACACUAUACACAUCUGGAACAUGAGCAAUGGUAUUUGCACUGCUGUUCUGAGGGGUCACUCUAGCCUGGUUAAAGGAGUUACUUGGGAUCCAAUUGGCUCCUUCAUAGCAAGUCAAUCAGAUGAUAAGACUGUAAUUAUUUGGCGAACAAGUGACUGGAGCCUUGCUCACAGGACAGACGGCCAUUGGCAAAAAUCACUUGGAUCCACCUUUUUCAGGCGGCUGGGAUGGUCCCCUUGUGGCCACUUCAUUACUACCACUCACGGAUUCCAGAAACCAAGGCAUUCUGCACCUGUUCUAGAGAGAGGGGAAUGGUCUGCUACAUUUGACUUCUUAGGACAUAAUGCCCCUGUGAUCGUAGUGAAGUUUAACCAUUCAAUGUAUAGGAGGAAUAUUUCCAAUGCUCAGGAAAAAGCUGCACCCAUCGGGUGGACUAAUGGGGCUUCAAAGACAGGAGGAAAAGAGAAAGAACCACAACCUUAUAAUGUCAUUGCUAUUGGGAGUCAGGACAAGACUAUAACAGUAUGGACUACUGCAAGUCCCCGACCUCUCUUUGUAGCAAAGCAUUUCUUUACUCAAAGUGUUGUGGAUUUAUCCUGGAGCCCUGAUGGCUAUUCACUUUUUGCAUGUUCUUUGGAUGGUUCGGUGGCAACUUUCCAUUUUGAUGUUAAAGAACUUGGCAACCGUUUAAGUGAUGCUGAACUGGAUGAAUUGAAGAGAAACCGUUAUGGAGAUGUUAGAGGUCGCCAAGCAAAUUUAGCAGAAAGCCCAGCUCAGUUAUUGUUUGAAGCAGCAUCUGCUAAGCAAGCCUCAAGCAAAAAAAUGGUUCUGGAAGUUCAGCAAAACGAGACAGUUGGAAAACCUUCUACUGAAGCAACGGUUGCAACAAUAACUUCUGCAGACAGCUUAAAUAAGGUUUCAAUAGCUGCCAGAAUUUCAAGUCCUGUGAAGCAGAGGGAAUAUAGACGCCCUGAUGGUAGAAAGAGGAUUAUUCCAGAAGCAGUUGGGGUGCCUCUGCAGCAGGAAAAUAUAUCUGCUGGGGUUCAAACCCAGGCACUUGACUUCCCUUCUGAAUGUUCUGAUAAAAACAAUGAUGAGAAUGGGUUAAUUGCUGCUGAUAGUGGCAUCAAAGAAAGUUCUGUUAGGGGAGUAAUUGGCAGAAGCACUGAAAUAAAGGAAGGACAUGGGGUUACUGCUAGAGCUAUGAUUACCAAGAGCCUUGUUAUUGAGAAGGUUCCUGCUUCCACAGGUGGAGAUGAAAGCAUAGCUGUGGAACAGUCAGGUAAUUUGAAGGCGUCUAGUUCAGCAGGUUCUUCAUGUUCCACUCUUUCAAUUAGGGUGUUUGAUAGGAAAGAAGGGGAAGACAAUGUACCAAUAUGCUUGGAAGCUCGACCUAGGGAACACGCUGCAAACGACAUCGUUGGCUUGGGAAAUACAUUUAUCAUGAAAGAAACAGAAAUUACUUGCGCAAGAGGGUUACAGACUCUUUGGUCAGAUAGGAUAUCUGGGAAAGUCACUGUUUUAGCUGGAAAUGCAAACUUCUGGGCUGUUGGGUGUGAAGAUGGAUGCAUACAGGUUUACACAACUUGCGGGAGACGUGCUAUGCCAACUAUGAUGGUAGGAUCUGCAGCAAUAUUUAUAGAUUGUGACGAGCGCUGGAAAUUAUUUUUGGUCACAAGAAAAGGAUCCUUUUAUGUAUGGGAUCUAUUCAAGCAGAAUUGUCUCCUCCAUGACUCAUUGGCAUCUCUGGUCGCUUCAAACCCAAACCCAUCUGCAAAAGAUGCAGGCGUGAUCAAAGUUAUAUCAGCAAAGCUAUCAAGAUCUGGUUCUCCUCUUGUUGUUCUUGCCACUCGCCAUGCCUUCCUCUUUGACAUGGGCCUGAUGUGUUGGCUUAGGGUUGCAGAUGACUGCUUUCCUGGGUCAAAUUUUGCAAGCUCCUGGCAUUCAGGUUCAACUCCGGGUGGUGAGCUGGCUGCUUUGCAGAUUGAUGUUAGGAAGUAUGUGGCCAGAAAGCCAGGUUGGAGCAGGGUGACAGACGAUGGGGUGCAGACACGUGCUCACUUGGAGGCUCAGUUGGCUUCCUCGCUAGCUUUAAAGUCAGCCAAAGACUAUUGCCAAUGCCUUCUAUCAUAUAUUCGCUUCCUUGCAAGAGAAGCAGAUGAGUCUCGUUUACGAGAAGUGUGUGAGAGUUUCCUUGGACCUCCAACUGGGAUGGUGGACGAUACAACUUUAGAUUUAAACACCUGCUGCGGCAUUGGGACUCUACUGUGUGCGUUGUUUAGAGUGUGGCUGUUCCAUUCGAUCAGGUGUCUUUGUCUUGUUGUCUUGUCAUGUUGCGUUAUUGUAUUAUUUUCUCUAUCUCUUGCCAUUAAUCCGCCCCUGCUCAGUUCAUUGAAUACUAUAGACUUUUUGAUCACUGCUUUGCUGUUUUAUGGCCUUUUGCCGACGGCGUUAAGGGUAGGAGCGGAACACGGUCACUAUUGCUAA
Molecule: messenger RNA, 3098 nt
Organism: Malus domestica (apple)
Lineage: Eukaryota; Viridiplantae; Streptophyta; Magnoliopsida; Rosales; Rosaceae
Source: RefSeq, a predicted model, not a curated record